Messenger RNA from Cygnus atratus (black swan), 2478 nucleotides. RefSeq names its product Rho GTPase activating protein 27 (gene ARHGAP27). The record is from RefSeq and is a predicted model, not a curated record. Gene Ontology annotation, cellular component: cytoplasm. The coding region runs from base 1 to 2478 and encodes 825 amino acids. Gene Ontology annotation, molecular function: protein binding. The transcript has 15 exons. NCBI's taxonomy places the organism in Eukaryota, Metazoa, Chordata, Aves, Anseriformes, Anatidae. Gene Ontology annotation, biological process: regulation of GTPase activity; signal transduction.
AUGGAGUCGGCGGGGGCGCCGGAGGAGGUCUAUGUGCUGGUGGAGUACGGCUUCGAGUACCGGGCCAAGGACGGGACGCUGGUCUCCAUCAAGCCCAACGAGCGCUACGUCCUGCUGAAGCGCACCAACGACCACUGGUGGCACGUGAGGAAGAGCCGGGACGCGCGGCCCUUCUACAUCCCGGCCCAGUACGUCAAGGAGCUGCCCCCCAUCACCUCCCCGGCACCACUCUACCACGAGGAGCCAGAGCCGGAGCCGGAGCCGCCGGCAGCCUACGAGUACCGCUUCAUCGGCGCAGCACCCACGGCCAGGGAGGAUUUGCUGCCCACCCUCAGCUCUUUCCGGGCAGCCCCAGCACCGAGACCCCACCCCGCCGAGCCCACGCGGCCCACACAGUCCCUGGACAACCUGGCCAGGGCGACACCGGUGCCACAUGGUGCCACCACCAUGGGACCCCAUGGGGACCCCCCCGCACGCCCUCGGCCGCUCAGCAAGAGCCACUCGGAAACCCUCUGCGUGCCCAGCAAGGACACGGACACGGCGAGGCGGCCGGGGUCCGACCACGUGGCUCAGGUGCGCAAGGAGUCAGAGGAGCCGCCUGCCCACGUCUACCUCAACAUCCAGGAGCUGCAGGAGGAAGCCGCCACGGGCAGCUCGGCCCCGCCAGCGCCCGAGGAGCCCCGCGGCUCUGGGACGGACUGGGAAACCCACAUGGACACGGACUCUGGACACUUGUUUUAUUACAACCCAGUCACCGGCGAGACCACGUGGGAUUGUCCCUUUGAGCAGGCAGAAGAUGGAGUGAGUCCCGCCGCCUCGCCCGCCUCCUCGCUCGCCCACAGCCCGCAGUUUGCCGAGUGGGGCCAGUACGUGGACGAAGCCAGCGGACAGGCUUUUUUCUAUAAUUCGGUAACAGGUGAGACGUCGUGGGACCCCCCACACAUGGGAGACAGCUCCCAGGAUAUGUACCCUGGGCUGACGCCGUACAGCCCCAUGGAGCAGCGGCCGCCCACUCCGGAAACGGAUUAUCCCGACCUGUCUCCGGAUGAGCUGGAGGGCUACCCCGAGGAGGACUACUCACCCCUGGGCUCCUAUGAGCAGGGGGCUGCUCACUAUCUGCCCCCGAGGUACCCUGAGGAGCUGGGCUCGUCCCCAGGCUGGUACGGGCACAGCCACCCCGAGGGAGCACCCGGCUACCCCGAGCACUUCGGCACAGAGACGGUCCUGGCGGGUGGCCGGCACCACCGAGCCAGCAGCAGCUCCAGCCAGGACAGCGGGCUCCUCGCCUGGCCCAGCUGCACGCCAAUGGCACCGGGGCUGAAGGAGGAGAAGUUCAAAAGCCUCGACAAGGCCGGCGUGCUCAACAGGACCAAGACGGCGGACAGGGGGAAGCGGUUGAGGAAAAACUGGAGCUCGUCCUGGACUGUGCUGGAGGGCGGGAUCCUGACCUUCUUCAAGGACUCCAAGCACUCGUCCACUGGUGCCCUGAGGCACCCGGGCAACCUGACCAUGCCGGAGCACACGGUGGAGCUGCGUGGGGCCACUGUCACCUGGGCCGGCAAGGACAAAUCCAGCAAGAAGCACGUCCUGGAGCUGAGGACGCGGGAGGGCUCCGAGUUCCUCAUCCAGCACGACUCGGAGCAGAUCAUCGUCACCUGGCAGAAGGCCAUCGCGGACAGCAUUGCCCGGCUGGGCACUGACUUCCCUGCCGAGGAUGACACCGAGAGCGGGACGGAAUUCGGGUCCCGGGAGAAGCUGGGAGCGUCCGGGCAGGCUGCGGGCAUGGCCGAGAGCGACUCGAGCAAAGUGCGCAACAAACUCCGCAAGUUCCUGCAGAGGCGGCCGACGCUGCAGUCCCUGCGUGAGCGGGGCUACAUCAAGGACCAGGUCUUCGGCUGCUCCCUACAAGUGCUGUGUGAGAGGGAGCGCGGCACCGUGCCCCGCUUCGUCCAGCAGUGCAUCCAGACCGUGGAGAGGAGAGGGCUGGAUAUAGACGGGCUGUACCGGGUCAGCGGCAACCUGGCCACCAUCCAGAAGCUGCGCUACAAAGUGGACCACGAUGAGCACCUGGACCUGGACGAUGGGCGCUGGGAGGACAUCCACGUCAUCACUGGUGCCCUGAAGCUCUUCUUCCGCGAGCUGCCUGAGCCGCUUGUCCCCUUUGGCCACUUUGACAAGUUCAUUGCUGCCAUCAAGAUGCAGGAGCCGGUGCGGCGGGGACGCUGCAUCCGUGACCUGGUGUAUUCCCUCCCGCUUGCCAACCACGACACCAUGAUGCUCCUCUUCCGGCACCUCUGCAGGGUGAUUGAGUACAAGGAGGAGAACCGCAUGUCGGUGCAGAGCGUCGCCAUCGUCUUCGGCCCCACAUUGCUGCGGCCGGCGAGCGAGGAGGGCAACAUGGCCAUGCACAUGGUCUUCCAGAACCAGGUGGUGGAGCACAUCCUCAACCAGUACAGCUACAUCUUCCCCGACGGCUAA